AUGGAUUUGCCGAUAUUGCAGAGACUAUCACCGCCUGGAGUGACGGUGCUGGUUCUAUUCCUGGCCGUGUCGUCACAAUGGCUUUUUCACUUCAUCGACCCUGGACCAAUCCCACGAGAACACGCGUACAUGUUCGAUGGCCUUGUCGCGUGCUUACUGAUCUGCUACUGGAGAACAUGCUUCACAGAUCCGGGGGAUAUACCAAAAGACUGGCAUGAGAAGACUCAAGACUCUGCCUACGGACCUCAGAAAGAUCCCAGCAAAGUGGCAGCAGGCCAGCCAAAUCGUUGGUGCCGAAGAUGUGAGGCCUACAAGCCUCCAAGGUCUCAUCACUGUAAGACGUGCAAGCGAUGCAUCCAAAAAAUGGACCAUCACUGCGUGUGGACAUCCAAUUGCAUUUCACACAUCACCAUUCCUCACUUCGUUCGCUUCCUGUUCUAUGCUGUCGUUUCUAUGACGUUCUUAGAAUACUUCCUCUACCUCCGAGUAUCUAUACUUUGGUCACAAAAGUCUCUUCCUAGUUAUCUCGGUCCAUCUGUGUACCGCCUGGCGCACUUGUUCGUCCUUUGUGCAGUCAAUUCACUGAUCCUAUUUGCCCUCACGUUACUUCUGGGCCGAACAAUCUGGUCACUUUCAGUCAAUACGUGGACAAUUGAGGGCUGGGAGAUCGAGCGUCACCACACGCUGCUCCGACGUGCUCGUGUACUCGGUGGCUAUCUCGAGGGCCCAGAUGGCGUCAAAGUCCAGAUUCAGCACCAGGAGUUUCCAUGGGAUGUAGGCAUUUGGAGGAACAUAUGCCAAGGCAUGGGAUCUGGCAAUCCGCUUGCAUGGUUCUGGCCAUUUGCAAGUAGUCCCAGUGUCGCAAGCGGACUUUCGUUCGAGCACAAUGAGAUUGACGUAGACCCCAGCAAGCCAUGGCCACCACCAGACCCCGAUCGCCUCUUCAAGAAAGUCGAACGUCAGCCCAUUCUCGGAGAUGGAUUCACCAAAUCAUGGGACAUCGACGAGUUCAAGCGUCGUCAAGCCGCCGACAUAUCUCGAUACACCGAUGCGGACGACGAAUAUGUGGUUCGGAGACGUCCGUUCCACGAACGGCUGGAGGCUGCCUCUAGCCAAGACCGAGAAAGGAAUUACUACGACUACGACGAAGCAGCGGAGCUGGACGAUGAUGACUAUGGCAGUGACAGCGACCAGCCACGAGCACGUGGGGACCGGUCCGAGGAUGCAAACGACGAGGGAGAGGAAGCUUGGCGGAACAAGGAGGGCGAGAGACUUGCAGAUUUUGGCGUAGACGAGGUCGCCGACUUCUACGACGAGGACGAUGAGCCUUUGGCAGAGCUCAUUCGACGUCGGAAGCAGAAUUGA
Zymoseptoria tritici IPO323 is the source of this 1365-nucleotide messenger RNA. RefSeq lists its product as uncharacterized. Bases 1 to 1365 code for a protein of 454 amino acids. Lineage: Eukaryota; Fungi; Ascomycota; Dothideomycetes; Mycosphaerellales; Mycosphaerellaceae. The record is from RefSeq and is a predicted model, not a curated record. Gene Ontology annotation, molecular function: protein-cysteine S-palmitoyltransferase activity. Gene Ontology annotation, biological process: protein targeting to membrane; peptidyl-L-cysteine S-palmitoylation. The transcript is spliced from 4 exons. Gene Ontology annotation, cellular component: endoplasmic reticulum membrane; endoplasmic reticulum; Golgi apparatus.